Messenger RNA from Candoia aspera, 1804 nucleotides. RefSeq lists its product as uncharacterized. The record is from RefSeq and is a predicted model, not a curated record. Lineage: Eukaryota; Metazoa; Chordata; Lepidosauria; Squamata; Candoiidae. The transcript is spliced from 2 exons. The coding region runs from base 149 to 1282 and encodes 377 amino acids.
AUGAACUUGGUCAAAGUCAGUAUCCAAUGAAUGAGUGGGUCAGUGCUUAUUGUGACACACGGCAGCCAGUGGGUCUAGGCAACAAGAAGUCAGUCAGACUGGGGAGGACCUGGAGAAAUGAUCAGGGGGAGGAAGGAGGCUAAGGGUUAUGGAGCAGGAGGGAGGAAUCCAAGAGGUUAUAGACCAAGAGACAAAUGCUGAGGUGAAGAGUAGGGAGCUGAAUGAGACAGUUCAGGAGCAGAUCGCAGAGCUGGAGAUAGGCAAUCAGGAGAAUGCUUUAGAGCAAGAAGAAAGAAUACAGGAAGAUAGCACAGAGCUAAAUGGAGAUAUCCCAGAGGAGAAUGGAAGGGAUUGUGAGUUUGUGGCUGGAGCUCGGCCAAAGAUCAAAGAGCAAGUUCAAGGAGGACAGGAAGAAUUUACAGAACAAUCUGCAGAAGCCCUAACGAGGAAUGCAGAAUCGGUUGGAACAGGCCAAGAUUUGUUCAGAGGGUUUUCAGUAGGAACUCACAAGAAGAUCCUGAGGCAGGUUGGGAGAUCCUGGGAAGAAGUCACAGAGAAAGUGGGAACAGGGCAGGGCCAGAUGGCAGAACAAGACAGCCAAGACCAAGAGGCAGGCCUAAAGCUAGUCAGGGACCUGUUGACAGUUGUCACCAGAUCUGACCUUCCACAUGAAGAAAAGUUGGAGUUGGAAUUUGUGACCCUUCAGUUUAUGAUGGGAGGCAAUGUGCAUUUGCUUGGGGAGUUGCAAAGCCAAGCGGUGGUGGAGAACUUCCGACAGGAAGUGUUUGCAAAAUUCCCUAUACCAGCUUUCCAUGUGACCAGCUCAGUGAUCUGCUGUGAUCAAGCUGCCAGCCAGUGGCCUGAGAGGUCUCAGCUUCUGAAAGAAAAUGGCUGUUCCAGGCAACAAGAAAGAAUCUACUCCCAGCUCAUCUUCUUCCUGUGCAGAGCCCCUUUCCUUAAGUCUUGGGAUCAACUGGAUCGAUUGGCCGAAAUGCUACACAAGCUGAAGAACUGCAUCUAUUAUAACCCAGUGGCCUUGGUUGGAGUCAUCGUGCAGGUGGAUCCAGACCCAGGACUGGAUGCAGAACAGGAGGCCCGGGCACGGCGCUGGCUGAGGUGCUUGCUAGAUGGGUUCUUUUGCUGCGAUUUGUUGUUAGACCAUGAUGGGACAGAGCCAGAAGUUCAAGUCCAGGUAGCUGUCUAUCAGUCAGGCCAACCCGAAAGAGCUUUAGAAGUCAAGAGAGCAGCUUGUCAGGCAAUUCGAGCAGCCCUGAAGUUCUGAAUGGGCACUACUGAUGACCACUCUGAUCACAUGAGAUCUCCAGUACUGUGCAAGAUCUCACCAUCCCUGGAACAUCAUUUAAAAUUCAGAUUAUUCCCUCCAAAUUUUCUCUCUGUGUGCUUUAAUUUUGGAAUAGUUUAUGCAAGCAUGAACAUGUCUUCACAGGUGGCAGCCCGGGGCUGUUCUUGUCUGGACUUGCUAAACAGGGUCAGGCCUGUUUAAAGGUUAAUGGGAAGCCCUCAGGGAUGCCAAGGCUGGAGUCUAGUUUGGGAAGUGUCUGUCUGUCCGUCAAUCCAUCCAUCCAUAUAGGAAGAAAACUAUUUCUGUAUUGCUGCCAAAAAAACUUCAUGGAACCUCACUUGGCAUCAAGUUUGACUUGAAAAAGCCUUUUCUUUUAGUAUGAAAAAGCCUAGCUCUUAUCACCCCAAUCAUAGAAGAAAUUUAAGGUCUAGGCAGUAGACCCAUUUGAUAAAUUACUGUCAGUUAAGAUUUAAAUACAAAACUGAGACAGAAGAAGAAAUA